UUCUAAUCGAAUGAAGAGCGAGUUAUCACGAUUCUGAAAUCGCGACGAGGAAAUAUCAAACGUUUUACUUUCUCCGGAGCGCGUGAAUCGCGACGUACGCCACCCACGCCACGGAUCGCUCACGAGUACGUGAUCGUUAGCGAGAGCGGCAAAGCGUGGAUGCAACAGGAUGGCCAUGACACGUUUCGCAACCCUCCCCUCCCCAAGUUCGUGCCGAAAUAUAUUCGAUUUCGAUACAUUUUUCAAUGCUGGCUUUUCCGUCAACGAUUCCAAGAAUUUCUUGCCUUUCGAGGUAAGAUUCGAUUUUCCUUCGAUAAUUCCAAUGCGAUUAUUUUCGAUUGCGUCGAUCGAAUGACGCAAUCGUAUUAAUUGAAUUAAAUAACACGCGUUUUACGAUCGAGAACGUUGUAUACGUCUUUCAAACUGUACGAUCAAUCACGCUUUUCACACGGAUAAUUCGGAUUUAUUAUCCGCUAAUUCCGAGAAUGGGAAAAGGUAAACAUCGAGUUCCUUAACCAGCAGAUACAAUGUGUCUCGACUUUCUACUAAUAUUUUUUUAAUUUUCAUUAUUCUCCGCGUGGAGAAAUCCAGUUGCGAUAAAUCGACCGAUAUACAUAUAUACCCAUACAAUAUCAAGCAUCGGAUCGAGGAUGUUCUUUGAACCGUGUUAUCCAUUGAUCCGUGGGAACGUUGCUCGAAUACGGAACCUUACACCCACAUACGACGCCAUCUCCAUUCAGUUUCCCUCGUUUUUUUUUUAUUUUUACGCGCUCCUGAGAGAGAGAGAGAGAGAGAGAAGUUCGCUUUUAUCCCGAAUCGAUCGCGUAUCCCAUUCCAAUUCCAGCGUUUCAAGUUUGCCGAAUCUCGGCGGAACGAACGGCAACCUUGCAUUUUGCGGUUCAAACUCGCGAAGUUUGAACUUUCUCCGAUCGCAAACAUCAAUCUUCCCCCCCCCUCUUUCGAAAAAGUGAUGCUUCUCGAGGACGCUCUUUCGAAGGAAUAGAUAAACAUUGGACACGGUAUACAGGGUGUGCAAAAAUUAACGCGAGAUUCGAAUUAUAAAUAUAAAAGAGAGUCUUUGAAUAUUUAUCUUUUAAGCGAAUGACAAAGUACGUAGGAUAAGGCAAAUGGCCUCCACGAAAUUUUUCACGAUCGUGGCUGAAUCUCUCGUGAUGCGCGUUGUGGGAUCGUUCGACGUAGACCUUCGAGUUCGAACAACCCCGUAAGAAGAAAUCCAACGGCGUUAAAUCGCACGAUCCGCCAAUUCUGAUCACCGAAGCGGGAGAGCGCGCGGCCAGCAAACGUCUCGCGCGGUGAUCGAAUCGUUUCGCCGAUUGUCUCGUUGAAGCCGCGUGUCGGCCGCGUCGAUGUCGUCCAAUUUCGGCGGAGAGAAGCGUGCCAUCGCGUCGCGAUAUCGAGCGCCGUCAACGGCCGCCGCUCGACCAGCCUCGUCCUCGAAAAAGCGUGGCCCGACCACGCCCGCUGGCCAAAAAAUCCGCGCCAAACGGUGACGCGUCGCGGCUGCGUUUGUUCCUCGCCGAUCGCGGCAAUUUCGCCGAUCAACGAAAACGCGCUUCGUCCCUUUUUCGCGAUUAAUAAUCUAAUUCCGCGUUUUUCAGGCUUGCCAACAACUUAAGAAAUGGCGGCAAAUUCAAAUCUCGCGUCGAUUAAUUCGAGACACCGUAUAUUAUCGUAGAAUCCUACGAAAUUAUUCGUAGAAGCUUAUCGUCAAAGAUCGAAGAAAGUUCCUCUCCUCCACCGAUUAAGAAUCCUCGACGAGGAAAAGAAAGAGAGAGGAGAGGAUUUAGAGAGAUCUCGGAUUGUUCGAAGGAAGAAUCAGGGAGAGCGGGUUUUUGGGACACCCUUUAUAUAUUGUACUCGUUAACGAGACAUUGAUACGCGCCAAUGAUCUUCCUUUACGGGAUUAGAAAGCUGGUAUACAUAAUUUUUAAUUGGCUGCUCUUAAUAUAAAAAAGUACUUUUUCACGCUUUUUCAAAAGGAUAGCACCAGUUAUUGUGGAUCGUUGAUGGUCAUCAACACCGGAUAAUAUAUAUAUAAUUUAUCGCGUUAAACAGGGAGGGGAGAUGGUGAUCGAGCGGAAAAUUGAAUCGGCGAUAUUGUAAAUUUUAUUAACGCCGAUAUCCGCAUUUAAUGGAUGUGGCUAAUGGCGAUUAUUAUCGCCCGGAUUUUUCUCUCCCCGGAAUCGAUCGACGAGAUCGAGUUUAAAAACCCAUUUGACUAGAGAGUUGAUUUAAUUCUAGAAAAACUUUCAAUUCGAGAAAAUCGUUUAUCUUCUCUCAUUCAUCAAUAUUUUCUAUUUUAUUUUACAAUUCUUCCUCCUCUCCCCUCGAAGAAUUAGGAAGGAAGAAAGGAAAGGACGAGAGAGAAUGGCGCGAUUGUUGCCUCUGUCGCGAAGAUUUUCAAAGGACGCGAGGUAAGAGGGAAACGGCGGUUGCGUUUUGAGUCGGUGCAACAAGGCCGAACCCGUAGUCGCCGCCGGUUUGCAUCACCGAUCGACAUCGCUCGCUCCGCUCCGCCAUUUUCUUCUCUCUCGAGAAAAUUUCUUUCCUCCAACAUUUUCCAACAUUAACGAAGAAGCAUAUUGUGAAAAUAACAGUGUUCGAGAAAUCUUCGAAUCUGAAACUCGCGUAGAUAAAAAAAGAAAGAAGAAAUUGUCGAUCGGCCAAUAACCUUCGCAAUAACAAUCUCGAUCAAUCAAAUCUUGUUCCAAAAAAAAAAUGAUCGAUAAUUCCGACAAUAUUCUCCCGUUCAAACGAAAUCCGCGAGACUUCGAAUCACGAUUUUGAGCGGGAAACGAGAUCGCGACAAAAACGAAACCGGUCGGAAGGUGGCCGAGAACGGUUUACCAUUGACUAGGGCGAAACGUAUCGAGUUUGUCGAGGUUAAUCUCUCUCUCGAUAUAUCAAUCGUUCUCCCCUUUUGACGACCCUCCCCCGAAAACGUCCUCCUUUUUCCCUUUCCCCCCUUCCCGCCCCUCCCUUUCCCGUUCAUCCCGCGCUCACAUCCCGGAGGAGAGGAGGAGAAGAAGAAGAAGAAGAAGAAUAGGAGGAGGAGGAGGAGGAGGAGCGCGAGGAAAAAUUGUUGUGUGGACGGAAUCAUGCCGCAGCGGAACGAGUCGGAUGGGAUCGGCGGCGGUGUCGUCGCGGCUGUUGUCGGACGGUUGAGGGACGAGGCGAGGGAGAUCCUGUUGGAGAGGAGGAGGAGCGCGGUGGAGGACGGGGGGGGUAUCGAUGUUGGAAAGCCGAGUCGCGACGGGAUGCCGGAACUCAAGGACGAUCGGGGUGGCGAACCGUUGGUGGACGACGAGGAGGUGUGCCUGGACCUUGGGGAACCGUCGCAGGAUGUGAUCGAUUACGCGAGGAGGGAGCUCGGGGAGACGGACGACGUCAAGUGCAGGACACUUCAGGAACUGAGGGAUAUGAUUUACGAGAGGGGGGAGUGUCUGCCGCGGAGGAUGGACGACGAUUUUUUGAUCAGAUUUCUGAGAACGAGGAACUUCAACGUUAACCGGGCGCAUCGAUUGAUCGUGAAUUACUGCAACUUCAAAGAGGAGCACCCGGAGAUCCAUCAAGACAUAAGGCCGCUCGAGAUGAAGUACAUAGGAGACGACGACGUUGUUUCCGUGCCCCCUUACAGGACCCAGUGCGGGAGAAGGAUAAUGAUAUACCGUCUGGGGAAUUGGGAUCCGAGGAAGUACUCGGUGGAGGAGAUCUUCAAGGCGACCAUCAUCAUCCUCGAGCUCGGCGUUCUCGAGCCGAGGGCUCAGAUCCUCGGUGGAACCGUGAUCUUCGACUUGGAGGGAAUCACCAUGGCCCACGCGUGGACCAUCACUCCCCAGGUUGCCAAUAUGGUGAUAGCGUUGAUGGUGUCGGCGUUCCCGAUGAAGACUCACGCGAUACACAUCCUCCACCAAUCCUGGGUGUUCGACGUGAUGUUCUCGGUGUUCAAACCCCUGCUCGACGCUAGGAUGCAGAAGAAAAUCUUCUUCCACGGCGGGAACAUGGACAGCCUUCACAAGCACAUCUCCCCGUUCCAUUUGCCCAAGAGGUACGGGGGGACCAGGGAGGAGUUGCCCUACUACAAGUGGAUCGACAACCUGAGCAAAGUGCCCCAGAUCGUGAAAGAGAUGAAGCAGCUCGGAUACAUCGUCCCCGAGGAGAUACUCCAACAGUUGGGCCAAUUGAUCGAGGAUUGAAAUCGAGCAGGAUCCCAACUCGCUUCCCUCCCUCUCUCCGUGUCACGAUAUCAAACUUCUUCUUCUUCUUCUUCUUCUUCCAUUUCUUGAUCGACGGAAAAGCUUGACGCAGCUUCGAUUCUCAAUUUUCAAACGCACGGAGGAUUCGAGGGAGAACUUUCUACGUUGUACAUUUCGUUUCUAUCGUUCCUUUCUUUCUUUCUUUCUUAUAUACGUUAAUCCGUAACAAGCUUCUCUUUCACAGAAGUAUAAAGGUUAUAUAUAUAUAUAUCGAUAUAUCGAUCUUUCACGAGAGGAAAUACCUCUUCGUUCUUCUUCUUCUUUUUAUUGUUGUUAUUAUUAAAAUAAAUGGGAUAAGAAAUCGCGAA
Molecule: messenger RNA, 4585 nt
Organism: Apis mellifera (honey bee)
Lineage: Eukaryota; Metazoa; Arthropoda; Insecta; Hymenoptera; Apidae
Product: alpha-tocopherol transfer protein
Exons: 4
Coding region: 3120-4217 (365 amino acids)
Cellular component (GO): membrane
Molecular function (GO): phosphatidylinositol bisphosphate binding
Source: RefSeq, a predicted model, not a curated record